UGCCGAAGGAAGGAAGAGGCCAGGGGCGUGACAUGGAGAUGAGGCGGCCCCCUUAAAGCCACGCUACGCAGAGGCAGCGGUGGCAGCUUUACGCAGCACGUGGGCUCCAGGAGGCCGCGUUCCAGAGUUCGCAUUUUGCUUUCGUCUUCCAGAAGCCGGCGCGAGGAAGCACGUUGCCUGCGAGCGCGCUGCUCGUGUGUGGGGUGGGAGUCAACAGAGAGAACGCGGUAGGUUGGGUGUUGCCCGACCCAGAACUGGUUCGGCCUCCGUCGCUUUGGCGAAGUUACAAAACCGGUCGCGGACGUCCCCUUCCGGCACACGUGCGCGGCGUGGGGGCCCCGCGUCCCCGGAGAUGUACAAGUGGCCCCGAGGAGCUUGACGAGGCGAAGAUCGACGCAUCGCGAUGAACAUGAUGGGUGUCCCUCCCCUACUCGGCGUGCACCAGGUGCCCCAGGAUUUCCACGAGGACGGCAUCCUCGCUGGUUACCGGAACCCAAGGAGCUCGGCAAGGGAGUGCAUCUGCAGCAUAUUCCAGUUCACGAACGAGACGAUCAACAUUUGGACGCAUUUUCUCCCAACAUGGUACUUCGCGUGGUGGCUGCUGGUGCUGUGGGGCGAGGGGGACCUGCUGGGCAGGCCGUACCACUGGCCGCUCGCCGUCUUCAUGCUGAGCUGCUGCGUCUACCCGAUCGCGUCGACCUGCGCGCACACCUUCAGCACCAUGUCGCAGCGCGCGCGUCACAUCUGCUUCUUCUUCGACUACGCGGCGCUGAGCCUCUACAGCCUCGGCUCCGCCAUGGUCUACAACGCUUACGUCAUCCCCGACAAGUGGCUGGGCGGCACUUUCCACCGGUGCUUCGUUCCCAUCGCGCUGUUCAACGCCGUGCUCUGCACCAGCAUGGCAUGCUACAGCAGGCUUGGGUUGCCGUUCAUCCAUUACAAUCGUUUCACACUUGAAAGUUCCCUGGAGUUGAAGCGGCCGCGCAUGGCUAAGGUGCUCAGGGUAGUGGCAUUUGCCUUCCCCUACCUGUUUGACAACAUUCCCCUCUUCUACAGGAUCUUUCUGUGCUCCGGAGAGGGAUGCACGGACAACGAAGCCGUGCCAACUCAUCGUCUGCACACUUUAUUUGCCUUUCUCACCGGCUUCCUCUUUGCCACACACCUGCCGGAGCGCCUGGCGCCCGGCUUCUUUGACUACGUCGGCCACAGCCACCAGCUGUUCCACGUGUCUGCAAUCGUGGGCACGCACUUCCAGAUAAAGGCAGUGCUUCUGGACCUGCACUCGCGCGCCGACUGGCUGAGCACGGCCUCUGUGGCAGCUCCUUCGUUGCUCGAGACGGGUGGCGCCUUCUGUCUGGCCAUCGCCCUCAACCUGUUUGUGAUUGCGUUUUUUGCCGUCGGACUCUACAGCAAGCAGCAGCAGCAGCCGAACUCCGUUCAGGCCAACGGGGCGAUCAACCUGCCGAAGAGUCACGCUGAGUAGCUGUUGAAGGUUUUCCCCACGACGGAUUAGUUCUAGCGACGGGUGGUGAUGAAAAUGUGUUUUUGUGUCUGUUUUCACUCCUUUUAACCCAACUGUGUUAUCAGCAUCAUGAGAAUCGAUUCGGAAUGCUCGCAGAGUAGCAGUGCAACCAUGCCCAUAUUGUUAAGAGGACGGUCUGCAGAUACGGAUAUCACAACUACUUUCUCUAAUGACCUCUGGUUCAGACAGUAAAGGGCAACACUUUCUGACCCAUGUUGCAAAGAGAUAUUCGUAGUACAACGGUUACCGCCGAUAUCUUUGAAUUCCUAAGGCUGGAGUUUCUCCAAAUUCUAUGCAGAUCCAAACUCGACAUGAUGCGUUUUAUUUUUUAUGUUGGGCCGGUCAUUGUUGAUCGGUUUGCUGCCCGGAUUCAAAGCCAGGACUCCGCGCUGUGACCUGAGCCACCUUUUGGCCAACCUUAUCGUUGUACUAUUUCAGCUGCUGUAGGCCAUCGCGGUCAACUCUGUCGAUGGGCAAAACUUUUUUUUUUCUCAAGAACCCUGCUUGCAUCUUGACCAGCGAGGGGGUUUGGGGGGGGGGGGCUUGCGAGUCGUACAGCAGCACGACUGUGCCCACUAUGUGCCGGACGAAAGUCGUUGUUGGUACGGGCACAAAAGCACAACUGUCUUAUGUCCCUGCACUAAUACAAAGCAACACUAAUAGCCACGUGUGGAAUCUAAAAAAAAUAUUCAGUAUAAAUCAAGGGUUAUACUUUUGACAUUCCUUCGCUUGAGGAAUAUCUUUAGACACCCGGGCGACGGGUCACUUUGCAGUUGAGAAUUGAUUAUGGAAAUAAAAUAUACAUUUUUGCAGUAUAGCGGGUACGAUUUUGCUAAGGUGCCUAUCUGUUUUUUUGCUGGAAGGUGUGAGAUUGUUUUAGUUGUAAUUCUUUUCGUAAAAGUGUCGACAAAAAAAUCCACCGUCCGUUACGGUGGCCAAAUGCUGUAUGUAAUUUUUAACUGCUCAUGGACCUUAUGAAUAUUAUUGAAGUUUUUUCUUGUAUACAAUGGUUGGGUAACUUGAAAGUGUUUUUUUUGCACAAAUGCGUUCCACGGAUCUACUAUCAUGUAAACUACAUUUUAACGAUCAUUCUAACAUGUUUCUAUUUGGGCACAAGGCUCCAGAUGCUGUUCGUGGAUCGGCUCUCGUUGACGUUGUACGUUUUAAGUGUGGCAUUGCCAGGCGCUGUACUUGGGAUUCCAAACGCGAGGCCUCGGCUGGUUUAUUGUUGUUAUUUUGGUUCACUUUUGAGGUUCACUUUCUAUUGAACAAGUCAUGGUUUUUUUUUGUUAACCAUUUUUAAUUCAAGAACGUAAACAGGUGAUGGAAAUGUGAGAAUUUUUGGACGUCAAAAUGAAAGUUAAAAAAGUACGGAAUCGCAGCAAACCGUCGUGCACACCCCCGGUUGUGUUUAUCAGGUGGGUUGUUGCAAAAAUGUCACGUGGCGUGGGGCUGGCUACCUGUGCUAUUUAAUUUUUUGCCAACUCCCCCCCCCAACCUACAAUUAAAGUUCUCACUUUGCCGUAUUGCACGCCCGUACGCUUGCUACGAACGCUGUCUCCAAGGAGCCUCAAACAGGUGUGGGAGCCAUCGCAAUCGUUGUUGUACAUUUAUAAUUUUCUACGCCGUGCGCCGUAUUCGUUUCUCCGCGGGUUGAAUAUGCAAUUCGGUGCAAACGAUGCUUUAAAAGUUACUUUUUUAUCGACAAGUGUACCAUGUACAACUGGUGAAAUCGUUGGUGAAGGGAAUUCUGGAUAUUUUCAAGUGCCUUAUUUUUGAUAGAUAUUUGUAAUUUGCUGUCGCAUCUUUGCCGAAAAUAAAUCAUGUUUGGAAUUGUCAGUCUUCAUAGAAUAUUUAUAAUAAAAUUGCCUUUAAGUGAAUGGGCACAUU
Molecule: messenger RNA, 3412 nt
Organism: Lethenteron reissneri (Far Eastern brook lamprey)
Lineage: Eukaryota; Metazoa; Chordata; Hyperoartia; Petromyzontiformes; Petromyzontidae
Product: membrane progestin receptor gamma-B-like
Cellular component (GO): membrane
Molecular function (GO): signaling receptor activity
Source: RefSeq, a predicted model, not a curated record